Messenger RNA from Heterocephalus glaber (naked mole-rat), 2822 nucleotides. RefSeq names its product H3.3 histone B (gene H3-3b). Lineage: Eukaryota; Metazoa; Chordata; Mammalia; Rodentia; Bathyergidae. Gene Ontology annotation, molecular function: protein heterodimerization activity; DNA binding; structural constituent of chromatin. Gene Ontology annotation, cellular component: nucleosome. The record is from RefSeq and is a predicted model, not a curated record.
UGGUGUAUGCAAAUAAGUAUCCUAUGACGCAGAUACGCAGCGUGAAGCGUGCAUAUAAAAUCGGAGGCGUCGGGGGCUUUGGAACGCAGAGCGGUUUAGUCGGUGGUUUGGAGAGCGUCGGUUUUGUGUUUGGCCACGGCAGCUUUUUACUGAACGCCGGCGCGGCGGUCGGAGAAUCGACCUAAGACUUCGGCGUUGGGUAGAAAAAAAUGGCCCGCACCAAGCAGACUGCUCGUAAGUCCACUGGUGGGAAAGCCCCCCGAAAACAGUUGGCUACUAAAGCUGCCAGGAAAAGCGCUCCCUCUACCGGCGGGGUGAAGAAACCUCAUCGCUACAGGCCCGGUACCGUGGCGCUUCGAGAGAUUCGUCGUUACCAGAAAUCGACCGAGCUCCUCAUUCGGAAGCUGCCUUUCCAGAGGUUGGUGCGAGAGAUUGCCCAGGAUUUCAAGACCGACUUGAGGUUUCAGAGUGCAGCCAUUGGUGCCCUUCAGGAGGCUAGUGAAGCAUACCUGGUGGGCCUGUUUGAAGAUACUAAUCUGUGUGCCAUCCACGCUAAGAGAGUCACCAUCAUGCCCAAAGACAUCCAGUUGGCCCGCCGGAUACGGGGAGAGAGAGCUUAAGUGAAGGCAAUUUUUAUGGCGUUUUGUAGUAAAUUCUGUAAAAUACUUUGGUUUAAUUUGUGACCUUUUUUGUAAGAAAUUGUUUAUAAUAUGUUGCAUUUGUACUUAAGUCAUUCCAUCUUUCACUCAGGAUGAAUGCGAAAAGUGACUGUUCACAGACCUCAGUGAUGUGAGCACUUGCUCAGGAGUGACAAGUUGCUAAUAUGCAGAAGGGAUGGGUGAUACUUCUUGCUUCUCAUGAUGCAUGUUUCUGUAUGUUAAUGACUUGUUGGGUAGCUAUUAAGGUACUAGAAUUGAUACAUGUGUACAGGGUCCUUUUGCAAUAAAACUGGUUAUGACUUGAUCCAAGUGUUUAACAAUUGGGGCUGUUAAGUCUCACCAUACAUCACUGUGAUAGAAUGUGGGCUUUUUCAAGGGUGAAGAUACAAGUCUUAACCACAGUGUAACUUACAGUUUCCUUAAAAAAAAAAAAAGUAAACCUGGCAGCUAUAGAAUACACUAUGUGCAUUUAUAAUAGCUAUUUUAUAUAUUGUAGUGUCAACAUUUUUAAAUUAAAUGUUUUACAUUCACAAGUGAUGGGGAGUCUUGUCAUUAAGGUGUGUGUAAUUUAGAGUUCAGUUGGUUUUCUAAGUAGACUGCAUUUGUUUUCUAUAUAGUAGUGAAAUGCUAUGUGUAUACCUUGCAUAAGUCCUCAUUCUACCACAUUAACUAACCCUCUAGCUGAUACUGCAAACACUAAGUGGGGGAUUUUGUUUAUAAGGGCUCUAGAAUAACAAGUUAUUCACACCAGCAUCAUCUGUUACUAAUAUUCUAGUUAGUGCAGCUUCUCAUUGUGUUGUGGUUGGUCUUAUAAUUAGGUUUUUUCCAAUCUAAGAGGAAACAAUACCGAGGUUGGUUCCUUUCCUCUUGUGGCGUUAGUGUGAACUUGCUGUGGGGGGUGGAGCGUACUGCUCCAGCCUAUUGGAUCUCUGCCAAUUAAGAUGGUGUUGGGUUUGGUCACAUCUGGUCGUAAUCCUGGGGAAAAAUCCCUUUUAUAGAGCCGGCCUUCCAAGUGGUUUUUAAAUUCAUCCUAUCGAAGUUUUUAGGUCGAUUAUGUACGUUGACUAAAUUUACAAAUAAAACUUGUUUAUCCAACUAAGUGUCAAAAACCUAAAUUGAAUGUACAAAGCUUUAAUACAUUUACGUAGGUUCUGUAUAUUCUAACAUUGAAGCACAGAUUAUUUCAGCUUUUGUGUGGUAGACAAAGGUACCAUUUACUUUAAAAAUAUAUAAGCAUGUAAACAGCCCUUUGCUCUAUAAAAUGCUGUGAUGAGCUAGGGAUGUAGCCCAGUGGUAGUGUUUGCCUAGCAUGCAAAAGGCCAUGAUACUGCUGUAUUUGCAGUGGGCUUCAAAUUGUACAGUAUUAAGUCUUUUCCCCUGUAGUGUUAAGAAAGCUUGGAAAACAAAUUCUUAGGUUUCAGGUUCAAAUUUGGGGUCUGUUUUAUCAACCUGAGCUUGGAGCCUUGGAAAUUUUUAUACAAAUUAACACAAGUCUGGGUGUAGAAUUCAUUGUUGGUUUAAGCCACCUUUUUAGCAUGAAACCAGUUUUCUUCAGUUGAGGGCUGCCUUGUUAUGUAUCAAGACGGACAGAGUACCAGGACUUCCUUAGUAGCUAUAGAAAUUCUUGCCCUAAAAGUUGUUUCAAAUUCAAGGUGCUUAAGAAAAGGCAAGGUAGAGAGUGGAUGAUCAUGAGUUAUAUAUAUAUAAGGGAUUGGAGAUGCGAUCCAUGUAAACUGGUUUUGUAGGUCCAUCAGAACCAUCUAGAACACACUUGGGAGAGAAUUCUCUUAAGUUGUGGUUUGAACAAGAUUGCAAUCUGAGGUGUUGGGAUGCACUGUUUUGAGUGUGUUUGGAAAAAAACAGCUUUGGGGAUAGGUUUGAAUUUACCUGUGGGUAACCAAGAGUGGGAGAUGCUACUGAGCACACUCCUGAUCUGCAGCCUGAAAGCUGCUUGAAUAGUGCAAGUUAGGCUUCCACACUUCACUUGUACACUUAACCCAGAAGACAAAUAUCUUUUGGUUCUAGGAAGCUGUCCAUACAGGAUAUUCCUGGGUAAGGGCAAUGGACCGGAAUCUGUAAGAAGGAAAGUAAAAGAUGUCGCUGAUGAAGGUAUCCUGUGCCCUUGAUGGAUGAGACAAUAAAGUUUUUGAAGUUUGGAGAUUU